AUGCGCCUCUUCUCUCCGCAGAGUGGUCUGCUCACUCUAUCCUACGCAACCCUAGCCCUCAGCAUCCCCCUCCCCAACCCCACCCUCUUCAGCUCAAAAAACAACAUCUUCCUCACAACCUGCACCACGCGCUCCAUCCUCACAGACGAGACCUCCUCCUCCGCAAUCCUCUACGCCGGCACCCCCUCCACCACCAACCCCACCGCCAUCGGCACCGUCGCCUCCGCCCGCGCCAUCCAAUGGGCAGGCUUCACGCGCCGCGUUACGCUCGAUGGCGCCGGCGUGUUCGAGAGCAGAAUCGAGCGAGGCGCGGAUGCGCUUCCCAAGAGCGAACUUGCGGGGUAUGCGACGUUAGAGACUAGCGCGGUAGCAGGAGGGAAAGAGGAAUAUGCGUGCUUUAGGGAUGGGGAGGCGACGUUUAGGUUUGUGGGGGGGAUUUUGGGUGAGGAGACGACGGUGUGUAAGACGGAGUUUUGGUGUGCGAGUUUGCCUGCCUAG
Messenger RNA from Bipolaris victoriae FI3, 498 nucleotides. RefSeq lists its product as hypothetical. NCBI's taxonomy places the organism in Eukaryota, Fungi, Ascomycota, Dothideomycetes, Pleosporales, Pleosporaceae. The record is from RefSeq and is a predicted model, not a curated record. The transcript has a single exon. Bases 1 to 498 code for a protein of 165 amino acids.